AUGGGUGCUCUUGAUCACAUCUCCGACCUCUUUGACUGCUCUUACCGAAGAAGUUCCAAAUACAAGAAAAAGCGCAAACAAUUCCAGACGGUGGAGGUGAAAGUGAAGAUGGAUUGCGAAGGAUGUGAGAGAAAAGUGAAAAAAUAUGUGGAAGGGAUGAAAGGGGUGACACAAGUGUGUCUUGACCGGAAAGCAAACAAGGUAACCGUUACGGGUUACGUAGAGCCUUCCAAGGUGGUGAAACGAAUCGUGUAUCGAACGGGGAAAACGGCUGAGAUAUGGCCUUACGUUCCAUACGACGUGGUUGCACACCCUUAUGCUCCUGGUGUUUACGACAAAAAAGCACCUUCCGGUUACGUUAGAAACGCUUAUGAUCCUAACGUUUCUAGCCUCGCAGGUGCUAGUUCUACGGAAGAUAGGUAUACUACUGCUUUCAGCGAUGAUAACCCCGCCGCAUGCGCCGUCAUGUGA
Molecule: messenger RNA, 471 nt
Organism: Lathyrus oleraceus (garden pea)
Lineage: Eukaryota; Viridiplantae; Streptophyta; Magnoliopsida; Fabales; Fabaceae
Product: heavy metal-associated isoprenylated plant protein 26
Exons: 2
Coding region: 1-471 (156 amino acids)
Molecular function (GO): metal ion binding
Source: RefSeq, a predicted model, not a curated record